Messenger RNA from Exaiptasia diaphana, 1049 nucleotides. RefSeq names its product regulator of microtubule dynamics protein 1. Gene Ontology annotation, cellular component: spindle microtubule; mitotic spindle pole; cytoplasm. The transcript is spliced from 8 exons. The record is from RefSeq and is a predicted model, not a curated record. Bases 209 to 901 code for a protein of 230 amino acids. Gene Ontology annotation, molecular function: microtubule binding. Lineage: Eukaryota; Metazoa; Cnidaria; Anthozoa; Actiniaria; Aiptasiidae.
CAUACGGGGUUUUCAACGAGUGCAAUGUUUAGCUUYAAUUAGACACGUCUUCCAACAAGAACGAAGAAAAAUUAUUAAAAACAGGCUUGUUAAGAUCCUACCAUCACUCAUAACAAAAUUACGACGUUCCUGGCCUUUAGUACUUACAACACCAACCUUAGCACUUGGAUGGUUUGGACAAUCAUCCAGCCCCGAACCAACAAAAAAGAUGUCCGAUGAAGAACUAGCCAUUGUGGAGUCCGACAAGUUAUUUGAUGAUAAUGAAAUUGACAAACUCUAUGACCUUCUGAUGAAAUUCUGUGAGAGCAAUAACCCUGAAAUUGUCUGGAGACUAGCAAGAGCAGCAAGGAAUAAAGCUGAAAAGAGCGUCAACGAAGAAGACAAAAAAACUCUUACAUACAAAGGAUAUGAGUUUGCUAAGAAAGCUGUAGAAUUGGAUGACAAAAACUUUGCAUGUCACAAGUGGUUAGGUAUAAUGUUAAGUAACGUUGGAGAUUUUGAAGCAACUAAAGUCAAGAUACAAAAUGCCUAUAAGAUAAAAGAGCAUUUUGAGAAAUCCAUUGAGCUAAGUCCCAAUGACCCAACCUGUAGAUAUUUACUUGGUGUCUGGUGUUUUACUGUGGCCAAUAUGCCUUGGUAUCAACGUAAAGUAGCAGCUGCACUUUUUGCAACSCCACCAUCAUCUUCCUUUGAAGAGGCACUUGAUCACUUUGAAAAGGCAGAAGCAUUGGAACCAAACUUCUUCAGCAAAAAUCACUUGAUGCUUGGCAAAACAUAUUAUAGCUUGAAAAAGUACGAAGAGGCAAAGGUUUGGCUGUUAAAAGCUACAAAUCAUCCAGAGAUUACCACUGAUGAUAUUGAAGCAAACAAGCAAGCUGAGGAACUUCUAAAAUACCUCUGAAAGUUAAUAUAGUAUAGCCUUGUCUCAUAUCGUAUAUCACUUGYUCGAGAAAGGGACAUAUGUUCCAAUAUCGUCUCACUUAGUAAUAUUGCUCAAAGUAAUGUCGCAUAUGAUAACAUUAAACUCAAAGUUGACUCUGUUGUUAAUU